This is a messenger RNA of Anastrepha ludens (Mexican fruit fly), 2003 nucleotides long. RefSeq names its product serine/arginine-rich splicing factor 4. NCBI's taxonomy places the organism in Eukaryota, Metazoa, Arthropoda, Insecta, Diptera, Tephritidae. The record is from RefSeq and is a predicted model, not a curated record. The coding region runs from base 400 to 1653 and encodes 417 amino acids. The transcript has 6 exons.
UUUUGCUGAUAUAUUCACAAGGAGUCGCCAUCUUUCUUUUGCAUCAGCACCAGCAAAAAUUCAAGCUUGUGAAUUUCGCAAGAAUAGUUAAUUUUCUUGAAAAUAACUUCAAUAAAUAAAAUAAGAAUUUAUUCAUAUUAAAAAUAAAUAUACUUCCAUAAACUUAGCUGGAGCGCCAGCUGAAAUUCUUUGCGGAGACUUCCGCACUUCUUCAGUACGCUGAAAACGUGAAAUUGCUUUAAAAUUAAAUUGGAUCUAAGUCUACGUAUUUUCUUCAAGUGUUAAACCAGGCAAGCUCCAGUUUAAAUCAAGCGCGUAUUAAAUCGAGUGUAUUAAACAAUUCAAUAAAAAAGAAAAAACCAAGUGAAAGUUAAUAAGUAACCAUCGAAAAUUUCCAUAAUGUCUGCAUCAAUAAGUAAAAUUCAUGUAACGAAUUCAACCGGAUUGUCGUUGAAUGAACGUUUCACUGCAGUGCAAGAUCGACGUCGUGAUGUUCCGGAGCGAGUUUUGCGUCCUCCAGCUCGUGAUACCUCUGUGGCUAAUCGUCGUUUACUGCAGCAGUUAGCCAGGAGGCAUAAAAUGCAAGCAGCCCUCAAAUUGAAGCGCAGAAGCAUGCGCCCCAUUGGAGGAAGCGUUGCCAUGAGACGCGGUUCUAUAAAGGCAUUGCGUGUAGCAGCCAAUGGAAAACCGAUCCGAACCAAUAGCCUGACCACCGUUGCAACAAUGGAAGCCGAUUUGAUAACUAACAGUCAGCGCGCCAUAAACAGAUCCCAGCGACGCUCAAAUUCCGUUUCGAACCGUUUAGGCUCGCGUCGUCCGUUGGUCGGUGGUGCUGCCCAACGCAUUGCACAACGACGCAUACAACGUACAAUGUCCGGUUCAGGUAUGAUGAAUGAAAUGCAGAGACGUGGUCGUUCUCGUAGUCGUUCUCGCGCCCCCGUAGCGGUCAUAAAUUUGACACGCAGUCGCUCACGUAGCACAGGUCGCGGCAUACCGGUAGGCACACAAAUGCGGGGCCGUUCACGUUCACGUCAACGUACACGGAGCCGUGUCAACACCAACGCCAACACCAGAGCUAAUUUACCGAUAAAAGCCCGUUUGGGUUUGCGUCCAGGAGCUAUUGCCCGCCGUCGCCGUAGUACAAGUGGCAUACGUGGCGUUGCACAAGGACGCAUACAGCGUAGACGCAAUUCAAAUUUGGCUGCUGCAGUUGGCGGACGCGCUGGCCGUACACGGGGAAGACCAGUGGUUAGAAACGCAAACGCAAACGCGAAUGGACGUUCUCGUUCACGUACACGGAAUGGCGCACAGGCUCGUGUACAAUCGCGUGCACGUUCACGCCCACGUGGGGGAUCUGUGGUAGGUCAGCGCAAUACAGGAUCGGUUCAGGGUGGUCGCGCUCGUGGACGCAGUCAACAGCGACGAGGAGGUCGUGGUGCAGGGAUACAAAGAAAUGGUAAAGCUAAUGGUAGUAGUAAUGGACAACAACAACAACAGCGACGAGGCCGCAGUCGUAGUCGGGGUGGACGUGGCGGUCGUAGCCAAGGUAAAAACGCAAAGCCGGGUGUUGACAAAGAUAAGCUGGAUAAGGAGUUAGAUCAAUAUAUGGCAACAACAAGAACUGAGAACAGCGACUAUCUAUUGAGGAAUUAAGCCAUCUAUGGAUAGAAAAUAACCACCGUGAGAUAUUUAGAUUAGUUAAAAAAUUAAUAUUUAUUAGUCAUCAGAAAGAAGCUUAGGCCUACUCUAAUUAACAUACUCGUAUUUGUAUCUUAUUAGUAUGUAAGUUUGUUUUAUUAAAAAAAAUGAUGCUUUUAAUUUCCGAUAAAGCAAGGUAGCAAAUGCUCCUCUUAAAUUAAUGUAUAUAUUUGAAAUUAAUUUUAAUUAAGAACAGUGAGUUCUUUUAAAACCUUUAAAAGGAAAGCGGAUUUAAGUUAAUUUGUUAAUAUAUUGAAGUAAUGAAUAAAUAUAUGUAUUAUGCAGUUACGAAAGUGCAUAAAAUA